This is a messenger RNA of Candidula unifasciata, 2778 nucleotides long. The record is from the annotation of a GenBank genome assembly. NCBI's taxonomy places the organism in Eukaryota, Metazoa, Mollusca, Gastropoda, Stylommatophora, Geomitridae.
AUGGCAUCUCAACUAGAAUUAACUAAGCGUUCAUCAAGAGAUACACCUGUUGAAGUUCCUUCCAAAAGAAGCCGGUUUUCUGACAAUUUUUCCAGUAUCUCUACCCAUGAAGACAGCAGAAUACUGGAACAUUUAAAUGACCCUUUAUUUUGGGGGCCAUAUCUUUCUGAACGGCAGUGGGGAACAGUUCGGGAGGAUUAUUCUAUGAGCGGCUCCUGCUGGGACUAUCUCACUUACCUGGAAGCGACCAAGCAAGCAUACCACUGGGGUGAAGAUGGUCUUCUGGGUGUCUCUGAUAAAUUUGGAAUUUUGUGUGCGUCCCUGGCUCUGUGGAAUAAAAAAGAUCCCAUUCUCAAGGAGAGACUGUUUGGUCUAACAGGCACCGAGGGGAACCAUGGAGAAGAUGUGAAAGAGCUGUACUAUUACCUUGACAACACACCAAAACAUACGUAUAUGAAGGCCCUGUAUAGAUACCCUCAAGAAGAAUUUCCAUACGAAGCACUGGUUAAUCAUGGACGUACCCCUGCCGAACCUGAACUAGAGAUAAUGGACACUGGGGUGUUUGAUCAUCACAAUUACUGGGAUGUCACUGUUGAAUAUGCAAAACCUGUCAGCCGUACCAUGAUGUGCCGCAUCACUGUGUUCAACCACUCGUCACGUCACGCCACAUUGGAUGUUUUGCCUCAGUUCUUUUUCAGAAACACCUGGAGUAAGUUAGGUCCUGGACGAACUGAGCAUAUCCCACUGUUUCAGAAGUCUGAUAUUGAUGCUAUUGAUGCCAUUUGUGAUUUGGGAAUGUUUCGGAUAAAGUUCCAUCACUCUGCCAAUGUCACCUUGAACUCCCUGCUGUUCACCAACAACGACUCGGUGCGGGAAGAAGUUGACGUGGAAGAGGAGGGCGGUGACACGACCAAAAUGGGCGGCAACAGCCGAAAAAACACUUUAAUUUUAGAACCCUGCAAGAAGGAUGGCUUCCAUCAGUUGAUUGUUAGUGGUAUCUCAGACGCUGUUAACGAGACCCCUGUAGGCACCAAAUGCUGUGCAUGGAUGACUGUUGAACUGGCAGGCAACACAAAAACCACCAUGUAUUGGCAGAUCUCCCCAGCACAUGAUUCUUGUGAGCCAACCACUGAUAAGAUAGAUGCUGUCUUCACUGCCCAGAUAGCUAAAGCUAACGACUUCUACCUGAAGAAUAUCCCCAGAACUUGCAGCAAGGAGGAAGUUAACAUCUGCAGGCAGGCGCUGGCAGGCUUGCUAUGGUCAAAGCAACUGUACAUUUACAACAUGGAGCUGAAAAACAAAGAAUUGAUGAAACUUUAUGAUGAGACUUACUUCAAAACUGUUGGAAAGAAGAAACUGGGCUGGAACCACCUGAGUUGCCAUGACAUCCUCAUCAUGCCAGAUAAAUGGGAGUUUCCAUGGUUUGCAGCCUGGGACCUGGCAUUUCACAGCGUGCAGUAUGCCAGGAUUGAUAUGCCGCUGGCCAAGGAGCAGAUCUUGUUGUUAAUGUCUGACAGAUACAUGCACCCUAAUGGUCAGAUUCCUGGAUGUGAGUUUGACCUUGGAGACCCCAACCCUCCCAUCAUAUGCUGGGCAGUGUGGAAGAUCUACAAACAGGAAGGAAUCCGAGACUUGGCCUUUCUGAAAACUUGCUUUAACCGCCUGAUCUUUUGUUUCCAGUGGUGGCACAAAAAGGACCCCAAGUCUCUGUACAUCUACGGGAAUGGUUUCAUGGGACUUGACAAUAUCAGUGUGUUUGAUCGGUCCAAUUUGCCUCCAGGGGUCACUUCCUUGAAACAGGCUGACUGCACUGGCUGGAUGGGAUUGUUUGCUCUCAACAUGCUUCAGAUUGCCAUUGAGCUUUGUCAGUUUGACAGCAGUUACACAGACAUGGCUGUGAAGUUUCUCAAGCAUUUCCUCAACAUUGCUAAAGCCAUUAACCGCCCAGUCACUGAAGGAGGUUUGUGGGAUGAACAAGACAAGUUUUUCUACGACGUCAUCCACUACCAUGGACCAUAUGUGACCCCCAUCCGACUGCGGUCUUGGACUGGCAUCAUCCCUCUGUUUGGUUGCUGUUCCAUCGACUUGAAGCACUCUCCGCUGGUCAAGGCUUUCCUGCUGAAGUGUGACCGAGGAUACUCUCCCUUUGUGUGUAAGCUGGGGGACAGUGAAUUCUUCCUGACUCUAGUCUCCUACACAAAGUUGAAAUUAAUUCUGAAGACGGUGUUCUCAGAGGAGGAAUUUUUAUCGCCGUUUGGCAUAAGAUCACUAUCAAAGGUGUACCAAGAAAAACCAUUUUCCUUUGAUGUUGGAGAAACUUCACUGAAUGUCACAUACCUACCUGGCGUAUCAGAUUCCAAUAUCUUUGGUGGCAACAGUAACUGGCGAGGCCCAAUCUGGCUCUGCAUGAACUACAUGUUUGUGGAGUGUCUAGAGAGGUAUUCAGAUCUCGACCGGGUUUUUACGCUGCCACUCAGCAUCCACUACCCAAGUGGGGCCCAAGUUAAAUCAACUUUCCUCACGAUCGUGCAUGAUAUCUGCAGGCGCAUCACCAAAAUUUUCUUGCCGGACCGAUUGGGAGUCCGACCAGUUCACGGAUCCCACAAGAAGUAUUCCAAGGAUACUGACUGGGAGCACUUAAUUCUCUUCUACGAGUACUUUAAUGCGGAAACAGGAGAAGGGUGUGGUGCCAGCCACCAAACAGGGUGGUCAGCUCUUGCCUAUGAGUUUAUCUACAAGCUACACACGUUUCAGCGGUCAGGGAGAGCCCAGAUCUAA